Molecule: messenger RNA, 2012 nt
Organism: Gryllus bimaculatus (two-spotted cricket)
Lineage: Eukaryota; Metazoa; Arthropoda; Insecta; Orthoptera; Gryllidae
Source: the annotation of a GenBank genome assembly
AAUAGAAAACAAACGGAAAAAAGGAUAACUUGGAUUUAGACACCAGUUAUAUAUGAGCUCUUUUACGAUGCUAAUUAUUGGUAUAGUAAGUUCAAUUGGAUUAUGGAAAGCUAUGACAAAAGUGACAUAAUACAUUUUUUUCCUAUUUUCACUGCUUCGGGUAUACUUUAGGAAUCCCGUAUACUUUGAAUAGGUAGUCUUCAACGAAAAGGGAGAAGAGGGGAGCAGAAGUAGGUCAUACACGUGCACUACCUCAUGGAAACCCCUUAAGGGUUGGGGUUCUCCUCUUACUAUUUGACAUAAUGAAAAUGAAAAAAGGUUCCCUUACGUACAUUGAAUCGAAUUAAAAAAUCCGAGAGCUUUCUUCACAAUGCUUCGUAACUAUAUAAUUUCUACAGACAUUUUUGCUAAAAUGUAGAAGAUUGAAGUACCCUUUUAACACUAGCCUGGUUGAAAAAAAUAAUACUGUUGUUUUCAAAACAGUUGUUUCCAAAAAUUCUGACAUACAUUCUUCAAAAUGAAUUAAAAUGACAAUGAGCAACCUGUUAAAAGUACAUAUGAACCAGAUAGCAUUACUUAGGUUUCUGUACUAACAAGAUAGAUAAGCUUACCUGUAAUAGGAUAAAAUUCCCUCUCUGAACAAGGCUUCUUGAAACAGAACUUUAGAACAGUAACAGCGAAACAUUCUUGAAGUUCACAAGUGUAUAGGAAAGAAGACAGCUCUUGCAAGUGUAAAAAUUCCAGAAGUAAAUAAUAAUUAUAAUGCCACCGAAGGAUCCUGAACUUCAAAAAUUACAGCAGGAACUGGAUGACUUAGUUAAAAAGCUGAAGGAUGAGCAAAAAAAAGUAGCAGAUACAACUCUUGAGGCAGUUUGUGGAAGCAUCCCUGAUGCUCCAAAAGUGCGUCUUGUGACCAAAAAAUUGCUCAAAGGACAUAUAAAUAAAGUAAAUUCUAUUCACUUUAGUGGAGACAGCAGGCAUUGUGUUACGGGUUCUCUUGAUGGAAAACUUAUUAUAUGGGAUACAUGGACUGGAAAUAAAGUGCAGAUCAUUCCAUUAAGAUCCUCUUGGGUGAUGAGUGUUGCAUUUGCUCCUUCAGGAAAUUUCGUUGCUUGUGGAGGAAUGGACAAUAUGUGCACAGUCUAUGAUUUAAACAACAGAGAUUCUACUGGUGUAGCCAAAAUAGUUCGAGAGCUAAUGGGUUAUGAAGGAUUCCUUUCUUCCUGUCGUUUUAUUGAUGAUAAAACUCUGGUAACUGGAUCAGGAGACAUGAAACUAUGUAUGUGGGAUCUGGAGUCAGGGAAGAAAACCCAGGAUUUCGAUGCACAUGCUGGAGAUGUGAUAAGUAUAUCCUUAGCGCCAGAUAAUCAGACAUAUGUAACUGGCAGUGUGGACAAAAGUUGUAAGUUAUGGGAUGUUCGAGAAGAAAAAUGUAGGCAAACAUUUUUUGGUCAUGAAUCUGAUGUCAACUCAGUAUGUUUCCAUCCAUCAGGAUUUUCUUUCGCAACUGGUUCAGAAGAUAAGACAGCUCGCCUAUGGGAUAUUCGAGCAGAUCAGCAAAUUGCUCAAUAUGCUCCACCUAAUGCAAACUCUGGUUUCACCUGCUGUGGCAUAUCUCUUUCUGGGCGAUUUCUUAUGUGUGGUAGUGAUGACACUUCAGUACACAUAUGGGACACAUUGAAAACUCAACAUAAUGGUACUCUUGCUGGUCAUGAAAACAGGAUAACCUCUCUCUCAGUUGCUGGCAAUGGAAUGGCUGUGGCCACCUGUUCUUGGGAUCAAAAUGUUCGUAUUUGGGUUUGAAAUAAGAUUGUCACUGGAUAUGUAUUAUUUGUAAAUGAUAAUUGUAUAAAGCUAAAUAUGGAGUUACUGUUUUUUGCAGUUAAAAUCAAUACUAUGUUUCAACUACAAUUUUUGAUUUCAUUUGGAGGCAAAUCUAUAAUAAGAUCUAGUCAAUGUCAGAAUUCAAUGCAGUCAGCUAUAAUUUCUUGAGAAAAGAAAAAAUAUGUUGU